GUCUAGUAAGUCUGUAGUCUGCUUGGCAAUGAGCCUUUUUUUUUUUUCUCUCUCUUCUCCCUUGGCUGCUGUCUUGCUGCCUUCAAUCUUAUAAUGCUCAACACAAAUGCAAGUAGAGGAUAGUCAAGCUGGUGAGGAGCUAUUGCUACCACGUGUAUGCGAGAAUAAAAGGAACCAAAGGCGGAGAGAAAAGAAGGCGAAACAGAAGAGCGUAGAAGCAAAGCGGCGAAAUCAAGCUGCAAAGAAAACAAGCUUCAAUCAGCCGAGGCGGCAGGGUGAGGUGGUGCAAGGUUCUGAAAAAGGGCCGGGAUGCCGGAGAAGAAGGUUUGUCGGUAUUAACUCGUGUUUGGUGUUCGUGCGAACUCCUCGUGACAGUCAGACGGGCCCCUCGUUUACUCGGCGGCUCAGUCAGCGUGGAGUUGCGUCGAUGCGUUGGCGAGAAGGGAAGGGAAGAUUAGGCAACGCCGAGUGGCUACGCUGUCUCGGGGUCUUGUUGUGUCUUGUAUUGUAUUGGACGAUGAAGGAGGGUGGGAAGAGGCAAGCGAAGCUGGCGAGGCAGAAAAUGCAGCGUUGACGGAUGACGAGAAAAAUCGGGUUCGUGCGCAGAGAUGGGCCUGCGUGGAGAAAUGAUUCAGGAAGCCGUGGCCUUUUUAGCGGUCAGCCCCCCCCGAAGGACAAGGUGAUGAUGAUCUGCUAUAGCGUCGGGCGAUGGCACCAGUAGAGCUCUGUGUCUCCUUGGGCUGGGGGUCCUUUUUGCCAGUGUGUCAGGCUGAGAGGUGAGGGCAGAUCUCCGAGCUAUCGCUA
Trichoderma asperellum CBS 433.97 is the source of this 804-nucleotide messenger RNA. The record is from RefSeq and is a predicted model, not a curated record. NCBI's taxonomy places the organism in Eukaryota, Fungi, Ascomycota, Sordariomycetes, Hypocreales, Hypocreaceae.